Perca fluviatilis (European perch) is the source of this 1654-nucleotide messenger RNA. RefSeq names its product E3 ubiquitin/ISG15 ligase TRIM25-like. The transcript is spliced from 2 exons. The coding region runs from base 192 to 1307 and encodes 371 amino acids. NCBI's taxonomy places the organism in Eukaryota, Metazoa, Chordata, Actinopteri, Perciformes, Percidae. The record is from RefSeq and is a predicted model, not a curated record. Gene Ontology annotation, molecular function: zinc ion binding.
CCACAGAGCUGCAGUAAGAGGAGGAACAACACUGGAAAGAGGACAGAUACAACGUCACACUCCAGAAAUGUAACAUGAGUGUCAGCCACGCUGCAGUGGAGACAAGUCUCUGUUUCUCUCUGAAAGAAAACUCAAACUGACUUUGUCAGGUCUUUCUCAACAACACAGCAGAGUCUCUGCCAAACACUGAUAUGGCUGCUGCAAACUAUCUGCAAUCUGAAGAUCAGUUUCUGUGCUCCAUCUGUCUGGAUGUGUUCACUGAUCCUGUCACCAUACCAUGUGGUCACAACUUCUGCAAAAACUGCAUCACUGAACACUGGGAUACUAGUAGCAGGUGCCUUUGUCCCAUGUGUAAGGAGGGUUUUAUCACAAGACCUGAUUUGAGGGUCAACACUUUGUUCUCUGAGAUGGUUGCUCAGUUCAGACGGUCAGCUCAACAGAAAGCCAGCAGCAGCAGCUCAAAGCAACAAGUGUUUAAACCAGGAAAAGUUCCCUGUGACGUCUGCACUGGAACCAAACUGAAGGCCCUGAAGUCGUGCCUGGUGUGUAUGGUCUCCUACUGUGUGACUCACUUGGAGCCUCAUCUGACAAUGUCAGGCCUGAAAAGACAUCAGCUGAUCGACCCUGUGGAGAACCUGGAAGGUAGAAUGUGUACGAAGCAUGAUAAACCUCUGGAGCUGUUCUGUAAGACCGACCAGACAUGUGUCUGCAUGCUCUGUACUGUUUUAGAGCACAAGAUGCACGAUGUUGUUCCUCUGAAAGAAGGAUAUGAAGAAAAGACGGUAGAGCUGGGGAAGAUAGGAGCUGAAAUUGAGCAGAUGAUCCAGAAGAGACGACUGAAGAUUCAGGAGGUCAAACACUCAGUUGACGUCAGUGAGAAAGAUGCAGACAGAGAGAUAGUAAAAGGUGUUCAGGUCUUCACUUCUCUGAAGGAGUUUGUUGAGAGAGGCCUGAAUGAGCUCAUCAACACUAUCACAGAGAAGCAGAAAACAACAGAAAAACAGGCCGAGGCUUUCAUCAAAGAGCUGGAACAGGAAAUCUCUGAGCUGAUGAAGAGAAGCACUGAGGUGGAGCAGGUGUUACGCUCUGAAGACCACCUCCAUCUUCUCCAGAGUGUCCAGUCCCUAAACAUCCAACAACCUCCACUCACCAAAGACUGGACAGAGGUCAGCGUCCGUCCAUCAUCAUAUGAGGGGACUGUGGUGAAAGCUGUGGAUCAGCUAGAGAAGACAGUCAGUAAAGAGAUGAAGAAGUAUCUCGAAGCCGAGCUAACGAGGGUCCUGAUACAGCGCAUCCUAAACAAGUGAAUCUUGGUGAAGUGAGGAAGAACCUCCCAGACAACCCAGAGAGAUUUUGUAAUUGUGUUAGUGUUUUAGGAAAACAGAGUUCUCUUCAGGCAGAUUUUGCUUUGAGGUUCAAGUUAAAGGAAAGACUAAAUGGGACUUAGGAGUGGCCAGAGAGUCGAUUGACAGGAAAGAGAACAUCCCAUUGAGUUCUGAGGAUGGGUACUGGACGAUAUGGUUUGGAAAGUAUGGUAUGGAAAGGAGUACAAAGCUCUAGCAGGCCCUCCAGUGUGUCUCUCUUUGAAGUCUCAGCCUCAAAAGCUGGGGUUGUUUGUGGAUUAUGAGGAGGGUCUGGUCUCCUUUUAUGACGU